AUGCGUGUUGUCGACGCGCAACAACAACGCGAACCGGCGUCGCGAGAAUCCAUCGAGAAAUUUUUCGAAGCAUUCGACGAGGGAGAAGAAGAAGUAACGACGACGACUGAUGACGGCGACGCGGGCGGUGAAGGGGACGGAGGAAAAGGAGGAGGAGGAGGGUUUCAGUCGUUUCAAUCGCUGGAGAACUUGGUCAAGCUGGCGCAAAAAGUCGCGGACGAGUCGUCGGAAUAUUAUUACGACGAGAAAGAAAUGACCAGUCGAGCGAGCGAUGGGAAAAGCGGUUCAUUCGUGGACGUUUCCGACGACGAUUUGGACGAGUUUGACUUCUCGGACGAUUUCGAAAGCGAACGAGGACGAGGAGGAGGAGGAGGAGAGGAACGAUUCGGGGAAGAGGAGGAGAAAAAAUUGUUGUGGGAAUCCAUCAGUCAAUCCGGGGUGAUUACGAACGAGUGCGGGUACGGGGAAUCGAAGGAGAACAGUUUGUGCUUUAAAAUCGACGAGGCGAGCGGACGAAGCGAUGGAGUGUCGAGGCAGGUAACGACGGUACCGGUGAACGUCAUCGGCGGCGCGCUGGUUCGAUUCGAAAUUGCUAUUGACACGUUGUCCUCAAACGAUGGCGAUGAAUAUGGAGGUAGCGGUACUAGAGAGUCAAGAAGUAGAGGUAAUAGUAGGAUUGUGUUAGAGGCGAAACCGUUGGGGAAGCCAUGGAGAGUUUUAGAGAGUUACGACUCGGAAACGUACGCGAUAUCCGGAGCGUCUUCGGCGGAUGAUGAAACGAUCAGCGAAAAGAACGUAAACGUGAACUCGUUGGCGAGUUUUGACGCUCGAGCGAACGAGUUUGGGUUCAUCGGGUACAGAGUAGAAGUACCGAAGAGCGCGGAGUCGUCGGCAACCAAGUUUCGAUGGAGACAGGUGAACGAUAACUUGGAGGAGGAAGAGAAUAGCACCAACGACAACAACAACAACAACAACAACAACAUUAGAAAUUGGGCCAUCGACGAUGUUAUCAUCGAGCGAAUCGCCAUCGCGCCGCACGCGCUGAUUGCCGCCGUGAAAACGAAGCGAAAAUCAAAGUCAAAGUUUUCGAGAGACGAACAUUUGGAUAACGUAUAUUUAUCGAUCAGUUUCUCGAAAUCGGUGUAUGGAUUCGACGCGAACGGUUUAAAAGUUGGCAACGGAACCGUUUUAGCGCUUUCGCAAGCGAGGACGUUCACCGGUACCGAUAGGUCGAUAUCGUCUUCGCACUUUGUGGCGACGGUGCAACCUAUCGUACCCAACGACGGCGACUGGGUUGGUCCGUUUGCAGUUUCCAUACAAAUACCCGGUGGCGUGUGUACGAAUGCGGACGGGAGAGCGAACGUGGCUUCGAAUACGCUGAAAUUAAGGCGCGUUUCCGCGGUGACGAACAAGUUAAAAGAGAAAAUGCUAGAAGUAGUAGAAGAAGAUGAUGAUGCUGAAGAGGGAGAAGAAGAAGACGUGACGUUAUCCAUCGGGGCGUUGAAAAAGAAACGUCGAACGAAAGAGUCACAGUUUGGCGAUGAGAACGAGAUCAAGAAAAAGCGAGUCUCGUUCGAGGAAAUCACGCUCGGUCCUCGUCCGGGACCGAAAGAUUCGAGAUGGGCUGCCGUCGUCGCGGAAGAAACUGAACUGAACACAUCAGCAACGUUCGAUAAAACGUUUGUGGUCGUUUUAGACGAUGAUACGAUGCAUUUACAUAACCCAGACUUGGCUAAAGAUUCGAGUGCUUGGAAAGACGAUCCGAGUAAAGUUGGCGAACGAGUCGAAAUCGCGCAAGAAAUUCACGGACGAAUGAAACGCUCAAAACGGAAACCCAGUCGAGAAGCGUUCGAUAAGAUGGAAGAUGAAAUCGUGACUUUGAAGAAAGUGCAAGAGCGGGCAUUAAGAAGAUGGAAAGAUGCCGAUUCAGGUGGGUUCAAUCGAGACGUUGGGAGUUAUACGGAUGCGAAAGAAAAGACGCAGCAAUCUCUCUCGCCGUUUGCGAAAGAAAUCAAAGAGGAAGAAAUGAUUGAGGAUAUGUUAGGGUUAUCAAAAGACGCUAAAGGUGACGAAGAGUUAAAGAAAAAAGUGCGCACCGAUAGCAUCAACGAAGUGAACCUAAAAGAUGAAGAAGAUGAUUACGACGACGAUACGUUUGCGAGCGGGGAGAUUUCUCCGGAGGAAGAGGAAGAGGAAGACACGACUCUGGCGGAUUUGAAGAGAGAUUUGGAAGAGAGCGAGCGGUUGCACAAAGAGUUGGCGAGCGAAGUAGAAAAGAGUCACAAAAUGCGUGAAGAACUCGAUUCGGAAUUAGAAGAACUUCGAAGUCUCGAAAAGGAGAAGAAGAGGAAGAAAUACGAUAGCGAUAGCGGCGGCGGCGGCAGUGAUAGUGGUAUUGAGGAUGAAGAUGGAUUUUUGCAAGGCGAAGGACACUCAACGAUUGAUGGUCAAAGCGUAGAGUUUCGAGAAGAGAAGGAAGAACAAGAUAAUGAUUUAGCGACUAUCGAACGGCUUGCACACGAAAUGAGCGACAUGUUCGAGGAGGAAAAGGAAGUCGAGGAACUCGUGAAAAAGUCACGAGGCGACGAAGCGCCUGAGAAGGAAGAAGGCAUGUCGCGCGAUAUAAACGCGGACGCUGAAGCAAUCAAAGAAGAGGCACGAAUCAUUCGCGAAGAGCUCAAGGCGGAAAAGGAACUUCUGAAUAAGGAAAGGGAGAUGAAAGCAAAGUUUGACGAAGAGUUGCUCAAAUUGAAAACGGCGCAAGAGGUUGAAGUGCUCGCGAGCGACGAGGAUGACGAUGAUCUUGAGUAA
Messenger RNA from Bathycoccus prasinos, 2811 nucleotides. RefSeq lists its product with no specific name. The record is from RefSeq and is a predicted model, not a curated record. The transcript has a single exon. Lineage: Eukaryota; Viridiplantae; Chlorophyta; Mamiellophyceae; Mamiellales; Bathycoccaceae. The coding region runs from base 1 to 2811 and encodes 936 amino acids.